Messenger RNA from Danio rerio (zebrafish), 7873 nucleotides. Lineage: Eukaryota; Metazoa; Chordata; Actinopteri; Cypriniformes; Danionidae. The record is from RefSeq and is a predicted model, not a curated record.
UAACAACCUGUCAAAUCCCAGGACAGCUGUGAAACCGUCAGCACCGCUACACAUUUCACAUAGAAACAAGAUGCUUCAUUUCAUCCUCCAGUUCAGUCUUUGAGUACAUCAGGACACCUGGAGAAAAACUUCUUCCAAAAUACAACCAAAAAGCUCCAGUAUUCAGCAGAAUGGAUUUGUGUUAUCGAUCCAUCACUUCAUAUCCUUCCCAAUAACUAUUUCCCCGUACACUGGCAGGCGUCAUUCAGCCUUUUUAUCUCUUCUCGGACCCUCACACACAAAACUGAUAAACCCCACCACAGCUCUUGCAGGCUGGGUACAAAGCUGGUUUGGCCUCGUGCCCUUCCAGCUGGGUGUGGUAUUGUGAGAUGGCGCGGCAGGAAGCAGUGGGUCGCUGCCGCUGUGGACUGUAAUGUCAGAGCCCAGCAGCCCCGGCGAGAGCCAGCGCGGCGCUCCCAGAUUCUUCGUGGGCUGCGCGGAGGAUGAGAGCGAGGGCCUGGACGACUACGCCAGCAUGAGGACAGACAUGGAGCUGUACGAAGACGACCUGGAGGAUGACUCGCCUCCAGAGCGUCAGAUCGUGAUGGGGAUUUGCUGUAUGAUGAAGAAAUCCAAGUCCAAACCCAUGACUCAAAUCUUGGAGCGCCUUUGCAAGUUUGAGUACAUAACAGUGGUCAUCUUUCCUGAGGAUGUCAUUCUAAAUGAGCCGGUUGAGAAGUGGCCACUCUGCGACUGCCUGAUCUCAUUUCACUCCAAAGGUUUCCCCUUGGAUAAAGCAGUGAGUUAUGCAAAGCUCCGUAACCCACUGCUUAUCAAUGAUCUUAACAUGCAGUAUUACAUACAGGAUAGGAGAGAGGUUUAUCGUAUCCUGCAGGAGGAGGGGAUUGAUCUACCACGCUACGCAGUGUUAAACCGUGACCCUGACAAGCCUGAUGAGUGUAACCUGAUUGAGGCAGAAGACCAAGUUGAGGUUAAUGGCGAAGUGUUUCUAAAACCUUUUGUAGAGAAACCAGUCUCUGCCGAGGACCAUAAUGUGUACAUCUACUACCCAACUUCAGCCGGAGGAGGCAGUCAGCGCCUCUUCAGAAAGAUUGGGAGCAGAAGUAGUGUUUACUCUCCAGAGAGCAGUGUGAGAAAAACUGGCUCCUACAUCUAUGAAGAGUUCAUGCCAACCGAUGGCACAGAUGUGAAGGUGUACACAGUAGGGCCAGAUUACGCUCACGCAGAGGCUCGUAAGUCCCCUGCUCUUGAUGGAAAAGUGGAGCGGGACAGUGAAGGAAAAGAAAUCCGCUACCCGGUCAUGCUCACUGCCAUGGAGAAGCUUGUGGCUCGUAAAGUUUGUCUGGCAUUCAAGCAAACAGUGUGUGGAUUCGACCUCCUCCGAGCCAAUGGCCACUCAUAUGUGUGUGAUGUCAAUGGAUUUAGCUUUGUGAAGAAUUCCAUGAAAUACUAUGACGACUGUGCUAAGAUACUGGGAAAUAUUGUAAUGAGGGAGCUGGCUCCUCAGUUCCAGAUCCCCUGGUCCAUACCUACGGAGGCAGAGGACAUUCCUAUUGUACCCACUACAUCAGGAACAAUGAUGGAGCUGCGUUGUGUGAUUGCUGUAAUCCGGCAUGGAGAUCGCACACCAAAGCAGAAGAUGAAGAUGGAAGUGCGAAAUGCCAUGUUUUUUGAGCUUUUUGAAAAAUACGGUGGGUAUAAAACGGGCAAGCUGAAGCUUAAAAAACCCAAACAACUGCAGGAAGUUCUGGACAUUACCAGGACACUUUUGGCAGAUAUAGGACAGCAUACUGACUGUGAAAUUGAAGAAAAAAAGUCUAAGCUUGAACAACUAAAGACAGUUCUGGAAAUGUAUGGCCAUUUCUCUGGAAUCAAUAGGAAAGUGCAGCUAACAUACCUUCCUCAUGGACAACCCAAAACAUCCAGUGAGGAAGAAGAUACCCGUAAGGAGGGCCCCUCCAUACUGCUGGUGCUGAAGUGGGGGGGAGAACUGACUCCAGCCGGCAGAGUACAGGCUGAAGAACUCGGCAGGGCUUUUCGCUGCAUGUAUCCUGGAGGUCAAGGCGAUUACGCUGGCUUUCCAGGCUGCGGUUUGCUCAGGCUACAUAGCACCUACCGACAUGACCUCAAGAUCUACGCCUCUGAUGAAGGCAGGGUGCAAAUGACUGCUGCUGCCUUUGCAAAGGGUCUCUUAGCGUUGGAAGGAGAACUGACACCCAUCUUGGUCCAGAUGGUGAAAAGUGCAAAUAUGAACGGUCUGCUGGAUAACGAUAUUGAAUCGCUCAGCGGCUGUCAGCAGAGGGUUAAAGCCAGACUUCAUGAGAUCAUGCAGAAAGAUAAAGUCUUCACUGAAGAAGACUAUGACAGGCUGGCCCCAACAUGCAGCAGUUCUCUGGUGAACUCUAUGAGGGCUGUCGAGAAUCCAGUGUGUAUAUGUGAUCAAGUCUACACCCUCGUCCAGAGCCUCACUUCACAGAUCCGCAAAAGACUCGAAGACCCCAAAUCAGCAGAUUUACAGCUGUACCACAGUGAGACACUGGAGAUGAUGCUUCAGCGCUGGUCUAAAUUGGAAAGGGAUUUCCGCAUGAAGAGUGGACGCUAUGACAUCAGCAAGAUUCCUGACAUUUAUGACUGCAUUAAAUAUGAUGUGCAGCACAACAGCUCCCUGGGCCUGGAGGAUACACUGGAGCUCUUCAAGCUCUCUCGAGCACUAGCCGACAUUGUCAUACCACAAGAGUAUGGCAUUAAUACGGUAGAGAAGCUGGAUAUUGCGUAUGCCUAUUGUCUGCCUUUGGUGAAGAAAAUUCAGCUGGACCUUCAGAGGACACAUGAGGAUGAGUCUGUAAACAAGCUGCAUCCACUAUAUUCACGUGGAGUGCUGUCACCAGGCAGGCAUGUUCGCACUCGGCUGUAUUUCACCAGCGAGAGCCAUGUCCACUCUCUUCUUAGCAUCUUCCGUUAUGGUGGCCUCUUGGAUGAAGAAAACGAUGAGCAGUGGAAGAGAGCAAUGGAUUAUCUGAGUGCAGUGUCUGAACUCAACUACAUGACGCAGAUCGUCAUUAUGCUCUACGAAGACAACAAUAAGGAUCCGUCCUCUGAAGAGCGCUUCCAUGUGGAACUGCAUUUCAGCCCUGGGGUUAAAGUGUCUGAGGAAGAGAGCGCUCCGAUGGGCUUCGGCUUCCGACCAGCCUCUGCUGAAAAUGACCAGAAGCAAACAGACCCUGGAAGUUUGGAGAACCUCUCACGGGAUGAGCCCGACCGUGCAUUGCCCCUUUCAGAGGCCAUCAGCACCCAGAGGAAAUCCCCUUUGAUCCGCAACCGCAAGACUGGCUCUAUGGAGGUCUUGUCAGAAAGCUCUUCCUCUAAAGGAGGCAGCUAUCGCCUCUUCCCCUCCUGCUCACGUCAGUCUCCAGAGAUGAAGCAGAGCGGAUUAGGCUCUCAGUGCGCUGGUCUCUUCAGUACCACCGUCCUGGGGGGCUCCUCUAGCGCCCCCAACCUUCAGGACUACGCUCGCACACAUCGCAAAAAAUUCUCCUCGGGCAGUUUGACCUAUAAAGACGGCACACAAGAUGACACUUCUACCAGGGUGAUUAAACAACCUCUAUGGUGGUCCUUCUCAGAACCUCUGGAAGAGCACCAGGUAGCCCAGCUGCUGAGGCGCUUUUCCAACGACCCCAAUAUUGGCCACCCGUUCUGUUUGGACAGUGCUUUUGCCCACCACCUCCAUCAGUGCUCCUAUCAUCUCCGCCUGUUCCGCAACUGGUUAAUCUCUGGCCAGGAUCCACUAGAGUACAUCUACGGUUUUGAAGGCUGCUCCAUGGUGCCCUCCAUAUACCCUCUUGAGACCCUACACAACUCACUCUCACUCAAACAAGUGAAUGAGUUCCUGACGACUGUGUGUGAGAAUGCUGGAGAUUCCCACACCAGGACAACCAGAGCUCUCUCAGCCAUGUUUGACUCCCAGAACCAACCCACAGGGGAGUCUUACAUCCCACACAGAGUCCUGUCAUCCUCUGUUUCACUGCGCCAACGCUCUGAUCGGCCACCCUGGUACAGCAGUGGUCCUUCCAGCACAGUGUCCAGCGCCGGCCCCUCGUCUCCCACCACGGCUGACACCUCUCCACGCUUCAGCUUCAGUGAGAAGAUCACCCUAACGCCUCAGAGCAGUGAAGAGAUCCACCAGAUCCCUCAAAACAACAACUGCCACACUGUGUCUUUGACAUCCGAACCCAGCAUACCCUCAGAGGACCCGCACAGCUCCAUACCCUCUCCCAUCAUGGAGAGACCCAGUCAGAUAACAUCAGACGGCACAGACUCUGCAGGCCAGUGUCUGACAGAGAGCCCUUCCUGUGAUGAAGGGUCAAGUCCAAACACGGCUGAGCCCAGUCCACCCAGUCCUCUCCCAGAGUCCUUCCGCGGGCUGCCCGGCUCCCUGCCUGUUCUCCUGGAGCUCAGAGAAAGCAGUUCUGAGACCGGGUCCAGCGCCCAGACACCGCUCAGCCCUGAGGAGCCCGAUGAGUUCUUUGAUACGCAGGAAACGGUUGACGCUUGGAGGGAGAACCCGGCAUCCCUGCCCCAUCCUGGAACUCCUCUGGAGGUGGGAGCUCCACACGUGCCUGAGCCUUGAAGGAAACAGUGCUCCCUUCACCCCAUCCCAGCAUGCUCUCGCUGUAGUGCCUCACACCUUCAUUGAGUCCCAUACAAGGGAUUUGCCUAAAUUUUUAAAGGUAUAGUUCACCCAACUCACCAUUAGUUUCUGUUAAAGACAAAAAAGAAGUUAUUUUAAAGAAUGUGAGAACUUCUUGACAUCCAUAGUAGGAAAAACAAUACUUUGGCAGUCAAUGGCUACCAUUUUUCAAAAUUUCCUUGUGAACAGAUGCAGGUUGAGUAAAUAAUGAACAAAUCGAUAUUUUGGGGUGAAAUAUCCCUUUAUGGUAAGUUGAGGAAAUGGAGGCCCUCACUUGUUGAAGAUGAGAAGCUUAAUAAAGUCUCCAUGGUUUAAUUGUGUAGCGUCAUUCAGAGAUGCUCCCCGUGUAAUGCAUCUCUCUCGUUGAAUGGCCAGUGGUCAAACAUAAGCUGUUAGAUGCACUGAAAUAUUUUGUACGUGCACAUAUUAUCUUCCUCAUGUUCAAAUGACUGCAAACAAUGUUUUCUUUUUCUUCAUUAGCUGGUCUGGAAGAUUGUUUUUUUCAAAGGGACAUGAUAUUUGAUACUAGCUAAUGUUUGCUGAAUUACUCUUGAAUAAUGAUCUUAGCUUAAACAUAUGAAAGGGAUAGUUGAAAAAAAAAUGGCAAAUUUAAUAAGUCCUGUUGUUUUAAAAAUGAUAAGAUUUUUGCUCAUCUUCUGAACACAGAUGAAUUUAUUUUUAGUGUGUUCUAAGAACUUUCUGUCUCUCAAUUGAAAGUAUAUUUCACAAAAAAAGGUAAAAAAAAAAAAAAACGAAUGUCAACAUACACUGUAAAACAUGGGUCUCAAACUCAAUUCCUGGAUUCCUCAAUUCCACAGCUCUGCGCAGUUUUGCUCCAACACUAAUCAAACACAGCUGAUCCAAGUAAUCAAGGUGUUCAAGACUGCUAGACACCACUAGAUCAGCUGUGUUUGAUUAGAGUUGGUGCAAAACUGUGUAAAGCUGCAGCAUUCCAGGAAUUGAAUUUGAGACCUAUGCUGUAAAACAUGCUCGGUUCCACACAAUCGAUUUAUGUUGGGGCAACAGGUAGGAAUUAAGUUAAUUUAUUAGUUUUUACAAAUUUAAGUGGAUUAAACAUAAAACUGUUAGGUUAUCCCAAAAUAACAUCAAGAAUUUUAUUGUUUCUGCUCGUUUUAAAUGGGUAGUUUAAGAUGGAAAUGUGGAUUUGGGUGUAGAGCAAAUAAAAACACACUUGUUUGACAGCAGAUAACAGUUCUGGAUGGUUCUUGCUGAAGAAUCUCAAAAGAUUCUUACAUGUCAUGCAAACAAGUUUCAGCUACAAUGUUUUGAUCAGCAUUUAUAAAUGAGGAAAGGCUAAGAUUAAACUUAACCCAGGCUCAUUCUGAUUGCAUACCCCUACAUAUAUUUCUGAAGUGCGUCAAAUAUGUCCUAGGAGAUUUUUUUUUUGGCUGUUUUUGUUUUUGCAAAUCCACCAGAGGCUGCUGUGCACGCUUUUUGAGAUAUUAAAUUUCGCUCACAAGUGCCUUUCACGCCUGCUGUUCUCACAUAAAUCCACCAGAGGUCGAUGUCAACAGACUGAUUGACCAAUAUACCCAGCCACCCGCUUCUCUAAACGCAACCAAUAGUGUUUUCAAAAGCACAGAUUCACCCGCCCACCAAAUUCCCUAAACCGAACCGAAUUUUUUAAAAAGCAAUCCAGAAAAAAAAGCCCUGGCGGCAGCCUGACUUUUAACACGUUUUCAGAUUUUACCAAGUUGUCACCAUGUUAUUUACUUGUUUUUUUAUUUUUUGGUUUUUGUUUUUGUCUAACCUGCUUUCUGGAAUCGUUCUUCACUAUCCUAGAACCCCGUCGUCACAGUCAAAUCCGAUCUGUGUCUCAAAUCCUCCGACCUAUACGACGAGCCACUGGACAAGCUGGUAACAUUGGAAAAACAGUCCAUAUUGUGGUAAGCGCGAAAAGGAACAGCAUCAUACCGCCCCGUAACACUGGAAUACAUCAAAUCCAGUCAGCUGAUCACAUAUGGUCUAGAAUUUUCCACACACAGAGAUGAUCAGAACUCCACGCAGCUCCCAGAGUACUCUUCAUUGUAAAUGAAUGACUUCCGGUCUGUCGCUAGUUGUUUGUCAUGUGCAGUGGAAAGGCGGCUUUAAAGACCAAAUGCAGCCAUUCAUACUUCUUGCUACAUAAUUCUCUGGCUACAAUAAUGUAUAAACAAUAGGGUUAUGUUUUCAGAAUGAGCCAUGUUGAUUAAACUUGUUAAUCAUAGAAAGUGAUAACCUGUUUUUCGAAGGCCUCUUAUUUUUGGAAAAAUGUACUUCCAGUGAAGGGAUAGAAAUCUUUAAAAGUUUCAGAAGAAAAUGUUUUAAAGAGAAACAAACAUAUUAUGGGUUGGACUGAUACGAGUUCUUUUUAUUUCAGAGAGAAUUAUUCCUUGAACAUUUCAUUACUAUUUGCCAAAGCUUGCUAUACCACUGUCAUAAUUUAUUAAAUCAUUAUAAAAUACAUAAAUGUAGUCUAAAUAUAAAUAUAUUUAUUGACUAAUAUGCAGCUUACUUUUAACAAUGAGACUGCAAAUAAGUAAGUCUCUUUUUUUUAUAUUUUAGUUUUUAUUUUUGUAAAACAUACAGCGCUGUCACAGGAAAAUAAGCAGUGGGCUUCAUUUUAAGUACAUUUCUCCUGCCUUUUACCACUCACAUUUUGGACAAUGAAGUACUCUUUUGUACCGUGACCCUCCUGUUUGAUCAAACGCGGUGAGAUUAUCAGACCACCAGACAUUUGGUCUUAUUUCUGAUUUAGUGUAUAGUAAAAAGAUGCUGCUUUUCAGAAAGAUAUACUUUAAUGUUAUAUGGUUGAUCUAAAUCUGUUCAGGAAAAAAAAACAGUUAUGUAAACCCGUUGUUUACCGAGCAUGCAGAAAGUGUGUGUGUAAAAUGAACUGACUCUGACUGAUGUAGGACCAGCUUGUUAAACCUCUAGAAUCUAGAGAUGAUCAUUUCACUUCCCUACUCCAGCAGUGUCUGUGAAUUAUUCCACUCCGCUUGGAGUACAGUAAAGCACAUUCAACCCACUUGACAACUGUAAUCACUGACAUAUUAAAGCAUCUGCCUCUGAUGGAUUCGACUCAGAUUUAUCGUACUGUUGGUGCUGUAUGCUGUCUGUGCAGUAGUAUUAAAUGGCACUUUGAUUUACAGUGUUUUAAAUAAAAGUGGCAUUGUCUGCAGAAAA